ACAAUCACUCAUCUAUUUUCAUAAUUUACAAUCCCAAAACGCUUUGAUCUCAGCUCAACCUCAAGACUGUGGAGACUUCAUAAUGAUGAAGGAUGUUUAUGCUAAGGAUCCAUGGUUGUUGGACCAUCCCAACAAUUCUUUAUUCAAGGAAGACGAAUGGUACUACUUCUCGACAAGGACUCAGAUCUCUGAGAAGAAGAUUGGUCGUGGUAAGUACCCGAAGCGGAAGAUCACCGGAGACAACGACGACGGCAUCGACCGCGGGAACUGGAGGAUAAAUAGGAAAGAAAAUAUCAUCGACGAGGAUACAGGGGCUAUCAUUGGGAUCAAGAAAAAUCUAACUUAUAAGGGCACCAACACGAACAAGAAACAGAAGAGAGGAGACGGUGCUUCUUCUCCAGGCAGCGAAAGCGGCUGGAUUAUGGACGAGUUUGUAAUUUUGUUACCGGAACCGGACGAUGAUAAGUUUCAGGAGCUAGUCCUCUGCAAGAUUCACAAGAAAAAGAAGAAGGACAAGAAGGAUCAUCAGCAUGAGUCUCCUUCUUCUUCCUCAGAGCAGCAGCCGAUCAAGAAAAGGAAGUCCAAGAAGUCCAAGAAGGAGCAUGAGUCUGUUCUAGCUGCGUCUUCCGAGCAGCAGCAACCAUUAUUAUGCAGUGGUAAUGAAUCAGAGAUUCCGAAGAUAGCAUCAUCUCCUUGUUCUGCUGCGGAAACAGAGAGAAACGGGGAGCAGAGUGGAGAAGGAAACAUGGUUAACCAAACAGACGUACUCGCAACAGAGAAGAAUGCCAUGGAGAUGACACGGGAAGAAGAAGGAGAUUGGAUUGCCGAUAUGUAUGAUAUAUUUGUAAACCACCAAUAUCGUGACAUGAUGAUCAAUAACGCGGAUCAACCAACAAUAUCCAUUCCUCCAGUAGAAUACCCUUGGAUUUGAGAAUCAGUGGACAAGCCGAUGAAUCAGUAUGAAGCUCUCUACUUCAGGAAAACCGUUCAACGUUCUUGAAGAAAAAGAUACCGUAGUUAAAUUUUCUUUAUUCUAAGUUUGUCGUGAGAUGAUGACUCUGCUACAGACAGUUAAUUUGUUUAGAUAUGGUAUAGCUUAAGGUUCUUGUUUGAAUAGCUCAUGGAGAAAUUUAUGUUUCGAUUAUCCGAUUGAAUAUUACAUUUUUUCAGCAAAUAAAAAGUAUACAUUCUUUCUAAGAACAAUAUAGAAAUAAUAAAGGCUUUUAGCGUUCAAGCAUAUCUGUGAAGUAUCGUUUGAUGAAAAGGACAAUGUUUUGUCAUUGUCUUAAUUCGUCAAAGUUAGCAUUAACAGAUGCUUGGGAAGGAAGUAACGUCUUUUUCUCGAUUAAAAAAUGAUUUAUUUUGUGAUAAUUUGGCUUGAGAUAAUAUCUAAGUCAUCGGAAUGAGGCUACUUCGCUCCAAAUAAUAUGCAUAAUCUCUUUGUUCGUUCUAUAUUGGUUCAAUUCUCUGGGUAUUCUUCAUUACAUUCUUCUGUUUUCUUUGUGGUUUGUUUAUUGCUCAAAGACUGUAUCGCUUAUUGUUCUCGCAAAGUCAAUCGUCAGAAAGAAUCAAAGAAUAGCUCAUCGUUAGAUGCUUACAUGCACAUAAAAAUCCUACUAAAAUUAUAGUGAGAAAGAUGUAAACAUAAUGUUUCGCUUAGUUUUAGAACCUUUCAUGAAUAGAUCAUA
This is a messenger RNA of Arabidopsis lyrata subsp. lyrata, 1688 nucleotides long. Its product is annotated as NAC domain-containing protein 19. NCBI's taxonomy places the organism in Eukaryota, Viridiplantae, Streptophyta, Magnoliopsida, Brassicales, Brassicaceae. Gene Ontology annotation, molecular function: DNA binding. The record is from RefSeq and is a predicted model, not a curated record. The transcript has a single exon. The coding region runs from base 83 to 931 and encodes 282 amino acids. Gene Ontology annotation, biological process: regulation of DNA-templated transcription.